[Torrubiella] hemipterigena is the source of this 2146-nucleotide messenger RNA. Lineage: Eukaryota; Fungi; Ascomycota; Sordariomycetes; Hypocreales; Clavicipitaceae. The record is from the annotation of a GenBank genome assembly.
AUAAAAUUAAAUUCCGGCGGCCUCAGCCAAUUAGCACGGCCUCGUAUUUGGAGCAGCUGUCACUACAUGGUAGCUCUUGGCUUGGCCCCUAGGCUGCAUCGCAAACUUAAAACAGGCCACCUCUCAUCACUUGUCGGGCCCUCGCCAGCAUCGACACAGCCGUCAUGUAUUGGCGACGCAAUUCAAAAUAUUCACGUCACUCCUACGAGCCCGAUAUCGAGACGAAUACCGAGCAGCGCCGCAGCAGAAUCAGGCUACUGUCGCCGGGAACCAAGCUCUACAUCAAGCGGCUUCUCCGCACACGGGUGGCCCGGGUUGCGCUCUUCCUGUUUGCCGUGGUCAAUUUCCUCGAAGUUUUCAGAAUACACAGUCGAAUAGCAGAGGAGCAUAAGCACCAUGUUGCGCCGGCGCAUCAUAAGGGAGAGCGCAUAUACAUUGCAGCGAUGCACUUCAAUGACGGUGCCUUGUUGCGCAGCCAUUGGCUCUACUCCAUGCUCAACUUGACUGAGGCGCUGGGUCCGGAGAACAUAUUUAUUAGCAUAUAUGAGAGCGGCAGCUGGGACGACACCAAGAUGCUGCUAGAAUGGUUUGACGGGGAGCUUGAAAGACGGCAGGUCCCGCACCGAAUCGAGUUGUCCGACACGACGCAUCUAGAAGAAAUUAAAAGCGAAGUCCGCGGAGUCGGCUGGGUUGAUACACCAAAAGGCGAGCGUUCGCUGCGACGUAUCCCAUUUCUAUCAAAGAUGAGAAAUAGGACGAUAAAGGACUUGGUGGACUUGGACAGCCAAGGGACACACUUUGACAAGGUGCUCUUUGUGAAUGACGUCGUCUUUACGGUCGACGAUAUAUUAACCCUACUUGAUACGAAUGGAGGUGACUAUGCCGCAGCAUGCUCUCUCGACUUUUCGCUUCCACCGAUAUACUACGACACCUUUGCGCUGCGGGAUUCCAAUGGUCUUCCGCAUGCUACGCUUCGAUGGCCGUAUUUCCAGUCAUCAGAAUCGCUCAAUGCAAUGAUAAGCAAUUCCGAUGCUGUUCCUGUGACGAGCUGUUGGAAUGGAAUUGUUGCUAUGCCUUCUGAGCCCUUCGUAUCGUCCACACAGUUGCGUUUCCGUGGAAUUCCGGAUUCUCUUGCAGCACAUCACCUUGAAGGUUCGGAAUGCUGUCUUAUACACGCGGACAACCCUUUGUCCAAGACGCUGGGCGUCUAUCUCAACCCCAGGGUCAGAGUCGGCUACAACCCUCGAGCGUACGAGGUUACGCAUCCAAAAACCUCUUGGGUGUCCGCAUGGCGUAUUUUCUGGGGCCUUUGGACAAAUAGAAUAACGCGCUGGGCCACCUUUACAUUUGACCAAGCUGUGGUCCGCCGGCGUGUCAAGCGCUGGGAGAAGGAAGACAUGGGCAAUUCAGAACCUGGUGUCUUUUGCCUCAUCAACGAGAUGCAUGUAAUUGCUGAAAAUGGGUGGGCUCAUGUAUAGACUGUUUCAAAAUGGCGUUAUUUUUCAUUGGAGUUGAUAACUUUUUUCACUCGAGGGCAUGUUAUGCAGAAUUUACAAUCACCAGCCGGAAUCUAUAGAGACAACCGCCCGAUGCACAUUUAGAUCACGCUAUACAAUGGAUAAGGUUAUGUUCUUUAGUACAAAUUCAAACAUGCGAUUAACAAAACAGUUGCUAUAAAACAUCAGUAAUACAAAAAUAAUAAAUAGCACUCACCUGAGUAUUGCGACCGUCAGGGCCUUACCGCAGCCUUCCUACUCGUCAUCAACAUUCAUAACUUGGGAGAGUCCACCAGACUCUCCUUGUGCAAUGCGAAACAGAUUUUCCAUUUUUUCGUCAUCCUUGAGUUCGGCAUAUCCGGGGCAUGUUUCCCGGUAGUGCCUGUUGACGCGAGCCCCAAACUUGUGGCCGUAGUCCUUUCGGUAGAUAUUCGUGACCGUAUCCACAUCUUGGGUCCUUCUACUAGAUACAACUCUUAGCAUAGAGUCGAUGGUUUCAUCGUUCCAGAUGAUUUGGUUCAUGUUGAACAACACAUAUUUGGUCCGGACACGUGGAUCGACGUCGAGCUCGCGCACGAAGUUGCCUUCCUCGACGUAGCCGCGCGGAUCGGGGAGUGUGUUAAGCGCCAUGUGACGAAUGAGCUCGGGGU